Molecule: messenger RNA, 315 nt
Organism: Phytophthora nicotianae INRA-310
Lineage: Eukaryota; Oomycota; Peronosporomycetes; Peronosporales; Peronosporaceae
Exons: 1
Coding region: 1-315 (104 amino acids)
Source: RefSeq, a predicted model, not a curated record
AUGGCGGAGCAAGGAUUGAAACCCGGUCACAUUCGGAAUGCGAUGAAGAUCAAGAUGCAAUUGUCAGAGGAUACAGCGCCUACAAUAAAAAUGGUGCAGAAUCUGGUGAAUUAUUACUCUCGAACAAAACUCGGCAACAAUGAUCGCCACGAUAAGAUCACGCAAUUGGUGCGCGAUGCAGCUUUUACCGGUCGAGAAGAACAUACACAAGCUUUCAUGUUCGGGUGGGAUUUAGAUGUGGAUGGAAACCUGUCGUUGGAAACGGGUCAGACAACAACCCAUUUUUGGUUGGAAUCACAUCUAAAACGCUGUUGA